Homalodisca vitripennis (glassy-winged sharpshooter) is the source of this 215-nucleotide messenger RNA. Its product is annotated as GTPase-activating protein-like. NCBI's taxonomy places the organism in Eukaryota, Metazoa, Arthropoda, Insecta, Hemiptera, Cicadellidae. The coding region runs from base 21 to 200 and encodes 59 amino acids. The transcript is spliced from 2 exons. The record is from RefSeq and is a predicted model, not a curated record.
UCCUGGCAAAUGGAGGCAACAUGGCUGACCAGAAGUAUAACGUUCGUGUCGAAGAAAGGUUGAGGAUUAAAAUCGGUGAAGCAAAGAACUUGCCAGGUCGAAAUCACAAUGCAGCAAGUGUCAGAGAUAUCUUCUGUGUACUGUCACUGGAUCAGGAGGAGAUCUUUCGUACCUCUACAAUUGAAAGAACACUUAAGUGAGUAAGCUUGUGUUAG